This is a messenger RNA of Cavia porcellus (domestic guinea pig), 969 nucleotides long. RefSeq names its product olfactory receptor 5D18-like. Gene Ontology annotation, biological process: G protein-coupled receptor signaling pathway; sensory perception of smell. The transcript is spliced from 2 exons. The record is from RefSeq and is a predicted model, not a curated record. Gene Ontology annotation, molecular function: odorant binding; G protein-coupled receptor activity; olfactory receptor activity. Gene Ontology annotation, cellular component: membrane. NCBI's taxonomy places the organism in Eukaryota, Metazoa, Chordata, Mammalia, Rodentia, Caviidae. The coding region runs from base 1 to 969 and encodes 322 amino acids.
AUGCUGCUAUCAUAUACAAACCAAAGUGGAGUGAUGUUCAUCCUCUUGGGCUUCUCUGAAUACCCAAAACUGCAAGUACCACUCUUCCUGAUUUUUAUGGGCAUCUACAUUGUCACCGUGGUAGGGAAUACUGGGAUGAUUGUUAUAGUCAAACUGAACCCCAAACUGCACACUCCCAUGUAUUUUUUCCUCAGUCAUCUCUCAUUCGUGGACUUCUGCUACUCCUCCAUCAUUGUUCCCAAGAUGCUGGUGAACCUAAUUGCAAGGGACAGAACCAUUUCAUUUUCAGGAUGCAUAGCACAGUAUUUUUUCUUCGGCAUCUUUGUUAUAACAGAAGCAUUUUUGUUAGCAGCGAUGGCCUAUGACCGCUUUGUGGCCAUCUGUAGCCCUCUUCUCUACACAGUUGCCAUGUCUCAGAAACUCUGUGCCAUGCUGGUGGUGGGGUCAUAUUCCUGGGGUGUAGCUUGCUCCUUGACACUGACAUGCUCCACCUUGCAGUUGUCUUUUUAUGAUUUCAACAUCAUUGAUCACUUUUUCUGUGAGCUCUCCUCACUGCUCUCCCUCUCUUGCUCAGAUACUUACAUUAAUCAAUUACUCUUGCUCAUUUUUUCUACAUUUAAUGCAGUUGGCACACUGUUCAUCAUUCUCUUCUCUUAUUCAUUCAUAGUUGUCACCAUCAUCAAAAUGCAUUCAGCAAGUGGGCGCCGCAAGGCUUUCGCCACUUGCGCCUCCCACCUGAUGGCCAUUGCCAUCUUCUAUGGUACCAUCCUGUUCCUCUACUGUGUGCCCAAUUCCAGGAACUCCAGGCACACAAUCAGAGUGGGCUCCGUGUUUUACACAGUGGUGAUCCCUAUGCUGAACCCCCUGAUCUACAGUCUGAGAAAUAAGGAUGUGAAAAACAUGGUCCACAAAUUAAUGGACAUUAAGUUCAUGUGCCUACCUGUCCUGAAUUCUGUGCUGUUUUUCUAA